Messenger RNA from Xenia sp. Carnegie-2017, 2396 nucleotides. RefSeq names its product putative diacyglycerol O-acyltransferase Mb3761c. Gene Ontology annotation, cellular component: plasma membrane. Gene Ontology annotation, molecular function: diacylglycerol O-acyltransferase activity; long-chain-alcohol O-fatty-acyltransferase activity. Gene Ontology annotation, biological process: triglyceride biosynthetic process. The record is from RefSeq and is a predicted model, not a curated record. NCBI's taxonomy places the organism in Eukaryota, Metazoa, Cnidaria, Anthozoa, Malacalcyonacea, Xeniidae.
GUGAAAAACAAUUAAGUAUUGUCAAAUUUAGGGUGGUGCCAUCUAUGUUGGUAUGUUAGUAUUGUUUUACAUACUUUAUGCAAAGAUAAUUUUAUGACUGAAAGAUGAUUGCGCAUUUAAUAAAAACGACAAGUUUUUUUUAAAUAAACAUGUUUCAACAUCUCACGAUGCCUUCCUCAGUAUUAUAAGGAAUAUUAUGUAUGUGAUGAAUAUAUAUAAGAGUAAUAUGAAACUGUGAUACAAUUUAUACACUUAUGAAAGAUUAUUAUAUUACAAUGAAAGAUGAUUACGAUCACGCGCCCACGUGACAAAUGACUAAAGAUCGUUGAGAUUAAUUUGAUGUCGUAAUCUCGUCUUCGUGUGUUGAAAGUUAAAAUUUUGAAAUUGUGAAAGAUUGGUUGUAAUAGAUACCACCAAAUUUAAUUUCAUUCAUGUGAAGUUUUAAAUUUCCUCAUUGUUUUUUCGGUUGAAUCGGACGACGUUUGGCAGACAGAGCUUCGCUAUGAAUUUCUAUCGUAUAUAUAACGAGAAUUCCAUUCCGGUUGCUGUUCAUAUUUUAUUUUGUAUAAUAGCAGUAACUCUUUGGCUCUUGGUGUCUUCAAUUAUUGUGCCUUUUCUAUUUGUCUUUAAUAUCUUUAAAUGGUCGAUAGCUGCCUGGAUUGUGUACAAGGGUAUUGGUCGACUUAUUUCAAGCGAAGAUAUACCUUAUAUUCAUGAAUCAGACUUUCACACCAACGUAAACGUAAGUGUCUUCAUUAUGAAUGGUGAACCAAAUCUUAAAAACCUCCGCAAGCUGUUUUAUGACCGAGUAGUGACGAACAAUGGCCAUCCUAGUUACAAGCGACUGCAACAAACACUUGUAUUGAAAUAUGGUCGUUAUGUGUGGACAGAUGAAGAAAAGUUUGAUAUCUCACAACACUUAAUAUUGUAUGACGGUCCUCUACCUUCGAAUGAAGCAGAGCUAAAAACGAUGUAUGGUAAAAUAUUAAGUACACCAAUUCCCCAAGACAUGUCUCCAUGGCAGAUUUUGGUCAUACCAAUGAAAAACAAGGAUUGCUUUGCAUUAUUUAAUCGUGUACACCAUAUCAUUGGUGACGGUAUAUCUGUUGUGCAUUUAUUCAGUAAAGUUAUGGAUGGCAAGCCAUUGCUUUUAAAACCCUCUGAGAAAGCUAUUAAGAAGUAUGAAAGUAAUGCCUAUAAAAGGAUUCUUCAUGCACUGUUUAAUGGCCCCCUUUCUUUGUUGUUUUUGGCAUUUUCUUCAUCUGAAAAUCCCUUUCCUCAAGCAAAAAGUUUUGUUGGUGAAACAAAAGUUGCCUGGACAAAUGCCAUCAGCCUGCCAAAGAUUAAAGAAGUCAAGAACAAGAUUGGUGAAAAAAUUCAUGAUGUUGUUACUAUAAAUGAUGUAGUAACUGGUUGUUUUGCUGGAGCAUUGCGUCAAUACAUCAUGUCAAUCAAUGGAAAGUGUAUGAAUAAUGUUCAGAUAGCUGUGAGUCUUAAUACUAGAUCACCAUCUUUAUUACUUAAAGAGCAUAUUCCUUUGGAAAACAAUGCAACUGGUGUAUUACUUGAUCUUCCAGUUAAGGAAAAGACAGUUUUAGAAAGAGUUAAACAAUCAAAAAAGAACAUGGAUGUGAUAAAAAGAAGUUCUGAUUUUCUUGUCUUUGGUUUCAUAUUCAAUCAGGUAAUAGCAAAUGUACCAGAAUUCAUUGGUAAAAUAAUUAUCAACUCAAUUAAUCGUCACACAUGCCUCAUAAUGUCUAAUGUUCCUGGUCCUCUUAACAAGAUGGUGAUUGGUGGAAGGGUUCAGUCAAUAAUGGUAUGGCCACCACUAGUUGGUGGUAGUCCUUUGACUGUUGGGAUUUUUAGCUAUGCUGACACCAUUCGCUUAAAUGUGAAGGUAAAUUCUAGCAUCAUCCAAAAUCCUGACAAACUUGCUGAUUAUUUUCAAAUGGAAGUUGAUGAGUUGUUUGAUAAUUACUGCAAAAAAGAUGAAUAACUGUUGAAAUGUGAUGAGAUACUUGCCAAUUAUUUAAGAAAAUUAUGUGUUGAAAAGAAUGCCUUGACUCUAGUAUAUAUUUUAGAAAUCUUAUCAUGUUACUAAACAUUGGAAAAGGAUUGUAUUGGACAUUUUAAAGUUAUUGUAUUGACUAUAUGAGAAUGUUAACCAUAUAUAAAUGCUUCGUAUUUAAUCUAUUUUUUUUGAAAGAACAAUAUGCUCUAAAUGUUAUUUGAUGGGCAAACCUGAUUUAAAAAAAAAAAAAAUUUGCUAGUGACAACAUACUUAUACCAUAGCAAACAUUUAAAAUAGAAAAACACAUUUGAUACAUAGUCAAUAUUUCAUAGAUUACACAAUUUUCUCCAAUGCCAUUUUUUCAAUAAAUUGAUCAACUCAAAAA